Molecule: messenger RNA, 1718 nt
Organism: Acanthopagrus latus (yellowfin seabream)
Lineage: Eukaryota; Metazoa; Chordata; Actinopteri; Spariformes; Sparidae
Gene: asf1bb
Product: anti-silencing function 1Bb histone chaperone
Exons: 4
Coding region: 278-877 (199 amino acids)
Biological process (GO): DNA replication-dependent chromatin assembly
Cellular component (GO): nucleus
Molecular function (GO): histone binding
Source: RefSeq, a predicted model, not a curated record
UAGCCGAAGAAGAAGCCGCAGCCGAAGCAGAAGAAGAAGGUGACGGUGACGUACUUCCUGCAGCCCAGUCGCCGCCGGGUCAUGUUGGUGUUCUUGGAGAAUAAAAGAAUCGCACUUUAACUUUCAGUGCUGAAGACAGACGGCGCCGAGGCAUUUGAGCCGACCGGGAAACACAGCGACAGCGAAGUGAAGAGGGACUCAUUGGACUUAAGAAGGUCAUAAGAAGAAAGGAAAGCUCAUUGUUUCUCCAGGUCACGGUGCUUUAGAAGACAACGCUAUGGCCAAGGUGCAAGUGUUGAAUGUGGCUGUGCUGGACAACCCGAGCCCGUUUGGAAAUCCGUUCCAGUUUGAAAUAACGUUUGAAUGCAUGGAGGAUUUGCCGGAAGAUCUGGAGUGGAAGAUCAUCUAUGUGGGUUCGGCUGAGAGCGAGGAAUACGACCAGGUUCUGGACUCUGUCCUAGUUGGCCCGGUACCGGCUGGCAGACACAUGUUUGUGUUUCAGGCUGAUGCUCCAAACACGGGACUGAUUCCAGAGAGUGAUGCUGUAGGAGUGACUGUAGUCCUCAUAACCUGCACCUACCGUGGACAGGAGUUCAUCCGCAUUGGCUACUAUGUCAACAAUGAAUACACAGACCCUGAACUAAGAGAAAAUCCACCUCUCAAACCAGACUACACUCAGCUCCAGAGGAAUAUUUUGGCCUCCAACCCUCGUGUCACCCGCUUCCAUAUCAACUGGGAGGGCUUGGCAGACAAGAUGGAGGACUGCGAGAACGUUGACCCAUCACCCAACGUCAGUGGCAUGCUCCCUCCGUCCUGUAUACCCGGGAAGAUGCCACCGCUUGGAUUGAUGCCGGACAACUCCAUGGACUUCAUGUAAUAAUCCUCAGAUUAAGCUGACGGACAGGAAGCUCUUCUUAUCUGUACCUGCACACUCGCCAUCAUCACAAACACUGGUUGGACGAGGAGGCAAUGGACGCACCUACGUAACUUGGACAUCAACAGGAAGCAGGGAUAUUAUUUUUCAAUAUAUUUUUUUUCUAUAUUUUUCUUUCAAAACACACACACUCUGAUCUGCACAACCAACCUUGCCUUAUUUUUCUGUAUCGCUGUCUCGUCUGAUGUCAAAGGUGAGCUGGAGAAAGUUUCAGUCACCAGGUGGGAAGAGCUUAACAUGAGACCACCAUAUCCUCAUAGCCCUGAGAUGUGCAAGUCACACUUGUUGGGUACCCGUUACCUGCUGGUUAUUUUGUCCCCUUGAGCGCAGAUCAAAGCUAUGGGCAGUACUUAAUAAAUACUCUGUCAGAAUAGAUUUAGCGCUAGCCACUUACUGUAAAUAAUGUCAUUCUUCUGAAAGGUUGUCUCAUUUUGAUAUAGAUCUGCAGCAUUGGGAGAACCAGAGGAAAACAAUUGGAUUGAAAUGUGGCCAAUGUUCGGAUGUUCAGGGGGACAUUUUACUUCUCGGUUCUUAUGUUCAUAAAAAUGUUACAUCGGAUGUGUCUUUAAUUAUGCUCAAAACUAGUGGGUUAAGGAGACACAGGUGCCAUACUGCAGUCAAGUUGCUUGGAUGAUGUAACCAUACUGUAAAUAAUGUUUUCCCAGCGCUUAUUUCAUCUUCAGGAUAAGAAGACAUGUUUUCUUUUUUUGUACUAUAUAUAUACUCUGCCUCGGUGUUUGUAACAGCAGCGAUGGGGUUAAUAAAGUUUGUUUUGUGGACCUUU